Molecule: messenger RNA, 3804 nt
Organism: Cololabis saira (Pacific saury)
Lineage: Eukaryota; Metazoa; Chordata; Actinopteri; Beloniformes; Belonidae
Gene: nptx1l
Product: neuronal pentraxin 1 like
Exons: 5
Coding region: 68-1354 (428 amino acids)
Source: RefSeq, a predicted model, not a curated record
AAGAGCGAAGUCACUGCAGCUCAUCCGACCGAAAAAACUAACAAAACAAAACAGCAAAGACGCCAGCAUGCACGGAUUCUGUUGGAGACUUGUUGUUUUUUCCUGCGUGAUUUCGGAGAGUUUCUCCCAAGAGUUUGGUGGACAGACGCAGUUCAUUUGCACGUCGGUGCCCAAGGAUAUCGACAUUUGCGCAGCCACGUUGCAGAACAGCGUGCCGGGGGAAGACUUGAAGACCACGGUCAUGCAGCUGCGGGAGACGGUUUUACAGCAGAAGGAGACAAUCAUCAACCAGAAAGAGACUAUCAGAGAACUGACCUCCAAGUUGACGCGGUGUGAGAGCCAGAGCGGCUCCGAGCCCGGAGACGCACGAAGCGGAGGCAGGAGGAAAGAAACGGGGGCCAAGAACACCAUGGGGGACGUGUCGAGGGGCCCCGCGGACACUUUGACGCAGCUAUCACAGACUUUGCAGUCGCUGAAGCAGAGAUUAGAAAAUUUGGAGCAAUUCAGCAGAAGUAACAACUCAGUGCAGGCGAACAGCCUGAAAGACCUGCUCCAAAGUCGAAUCGACGACUUGGAGAAGCAGGUUCUCUCCCGGGUGAAUAGCAUGGAGGAGGGGAAGCCCGGACUCCGGAAUGAGACGGAGCAGCGUGGGAGAGUAGAGUCCACUCUCACAUCUCUACACCAGAGAAUCACCGACCUGGAGAAAGGCCAAAGAGAAAACAGACCGCUGGAUAAAUUCCAGCUCACGUUUCCUUUAAGAACCAACUACAUGUAUGCAAAGGUGAAGAAGAGUUUGCCAGAGAUGUACGCCCUUACUGUCUGCAUGUGGCUCAAGUCCAAUGCAUCCCCUGGAGUGGGAACACCUUUCUCCUAUGCAGUUCCAGGCCAGGCCAAUGAGCUAGUACUCAUCGAGUGGGGAAAUAAUCCAAUGGAGAUACUAAUAAAUGACAAGGUUGCAAAGCUGCCAUUUCUCAUCAACGAUGGAAAGUGGCAUCAUAUCUGUGUAACCUGGACAACUCGUGAUGGUGUAUGGGAAGCUUUCCAAGAUGGUGUCAAGAGAGGAAGUGGAGAGAAUCUGGCUCCUUAUCAUCCUAUCAAACCACAGGGCUUGCUGAUCCUUGGCCAGGAACAGGACACGCUCGGAGGAGGAUUUGAUGCCACACAAGCUUUUGUUGGAGACUUGGCAAAUUUCCACAUCUGGGAUCGGAAACUGUCUGUGGGAGAGAUUUAUAAUCUAGCGACCUGCAGCAGCAAAGCUCAAGUGGGCAAUGUUUUUGCAUGGAUGGAGACAAGCCUUGAUAUUUACGGAGGAGCCUCAAAGUGGACAUUUGAAGCUUGUCGUCAGCUGAACUGAACUGCAGGGAGGAGAGACUCUGGUGCAUUUGCAAAAGCCAGUGUUGUUACCCGCACUGGUAACUAUUAUGAAAGAUCAUGAGGACGUUCCUGCAGUAUAUAGCAUCUGGAAUUUUCUUAUAGAUAUUUGAAAACCUUAUUUGUGGACAAUUUGACAGAUUUUUACCAGAUUUUCCUGAGCGAGAGAUCACUGAAAAGAAACACGGUAUCCUGUGGUGCUCAAAUGCACAUCAGGUCUGCUUACAAUAUCCUUUGAAAAAGCAGGUUAUGCCAAUCCUGAGAACAGAGAACGCCCCUCUAGAUAAAAAAAGAAAGUUGAGCUAGCUUCAAAAAUACAGUUGGAGGUUGUCUAGUUUUUAGAAAAGAGAUGUCACACAAUUCAACAAAAUGACAGACUUCUUCAAAUGUCUUUUGUGUCUCGACUGCCAGGGAUUUUCACUGUGAAAAAGGGCAAGGUGGAUUUCUUCGAAAGGAGGUCUUCAAGACCAUACAAAAUAGACAACAUUGUCCCUCUGUCACUCUUCUUUCUCUACCACCACCUGCUUGACGUGAUUUUGUGCAAAGAAUGACAUAUAUUCAUUGCCAACAUUUGAGCCUGAGUGCCUUGGGCUGUAGAAAAAUAUCUCAGCACAUCCAUCAUCCUUUGCAGAGUGUUUGUGCAUUUGUGUUUAUUUUCUUGUAAAUUAGUUUAAAAAAAAAAAGAUGUUUGUUGUAACACUUGGAAUGAAAGUAGACCGGAUUGUUUAUCGUGAAAUGCAGUUCAUUGAUGACAGUGAUGCAUUUGGCAGUUCCUUGAACUUCAGUGGGAAUGUUCUCUGUACAGUAACAGCAUGUCUUAACUUCUGUAAUGCUGCGACAGCAUCUAUGAUCUUUGCUUUACUAUCCUACUUUUAGGUUGAGGUUUUAUACGUUAUUGUUAUAUGCUUAAAGCAUGGCAACACUGACAGAUUAAAAAAAAGGUUCUAGUUUUUGUAAUAAAUUGUGAUACUUGAAUCAUAAUGCAGGUGUUAGUUUUUAUUUUUGCACAGUUGUGACACAGGUGUUGAAUCUGACCUGAGCUCAGAGUAGUAAAACUACAGCAAACACUGAAGGUAAAUUUAAUGGCUUUCCUGUUGAUGGAAACAGUCCCAUCUCAAAAUCAUUGAGUCCACUUCAAGGCAGUGGUUGUGACGAGACGAGCAGAGACGCCCUCCCCAUCUCCUCCCAGUCCUCAGGAACGUCCUCCAGCUCCUUCUGGGGGAAUCCCUAGAUGUUUCCGAGUCCAAGCUGGUCUGACCCAACUCUGUCCAGCUGGACUCACCUGCCAAACCUCUAUAGGUGGCUGAACUUUGCAGGACAACCAGUGGACAUUGAACUCCUCCUGGAUUUCCAAACUUCUCACCUGAUCAGGAAAAUUCAGAGAAAUAUGCAGAAAAACAGAUGGUAAUCAUGUUCUUUUGGAAAUCAUCCACAUCCAUGGAUUAAAAAUCAGUCUCUACCCUAUUUUCUCAAUAAAGGGACUCAUUUGGGCUACUGACACUCAUCACAGAAAAUCAGCGCAUAUAAUAGUUUCAUAAAUCUCAGGCCCAUUCACUUUACAACCCCCGAGUAAACAGAAGACCACUAAAUCCCACAUUUCAUAAAACAGAAAUGAAUUGCAUCUGCGUACUUGGUUGAGAGAUUAUUACCACAGAGAACACUGUCCAUGAAUGAUCCAAAUUGUGUGUUGUGAAAACAGAUCAGAGGUGUAAUCAUCAGUACUCAAAACAUGCCUGGUGGAGGUCACGUCAACACAGAGGCUACUGUAUAUUCACACGGACAGCCCAAAUCUGAUUUUUAGCCAUCCUAAUUGUAUAUCUGGUUGGAUUUUCUGGACACUCUGACAGUCUGAACAACAAACAUAUGGAACUGGAUUCAAACCACACAUGGCGGUGGUUUUAUAUGUGAUUUCAAUGAGAUAUCCACACAUGUAUCUCAAUUUGAGUGGUGUGGAUGCUCAAACGAGAUUUCACAUUGGUUUUAUGUCCGUAGGAUCGCAACACAAUUAAUGACUAUGUGAGAGAUGGACGUGAGAGGGGAUUAAUCUACUGGUGAGCCUUAGCAAUCCAUUAACAAGCAGCUAAUCUACCUGGAUCAUGCACCGUGCUGUGCUGCCGUGCUGGCAGAGACAGCUGCCUGAAGCACAGCCUCCUCCCUCUUUGGUGCUUCUUGUUAACUUGCAGUUCCACAUACAUAACAGUUUGUGACAGUAGGCCACCAAUUCCCCAGCCUCCUUUUAAAAUAAAAAAUCUACAUCUGUUCUAUAGGUUGCCACAGCAACUAUUUUGAUCGAGAAGAUCAGGGGGGCAAUGAUUGACAGGAAAGGGGGAAAAGGACGCGUUUUUCACUGCGCAAAAAACACUGUCAUAAAAAAAGCCAGGCAUGGAGUACUGGAGUGAAGUUUUUCUUGUUACACCCUUUUAGACACAUUUG